AGCUCUCCGGCAGCGUGGCAGCGCCCAGACCCGCGCGCCGCGACGAGCUCUCGUUCGCGCAGUGGCCCGACCCAGUCCGCUGCGUCGCCAUGGUCACGAAGCCCUUCUGGGAAGAGAGCUCCGACGACGAGGCACCCGAGCCGCCGAAGAAGCGCCGGAAGCGAGGCCUCCUGGACGACAGCAGCAGCGACGACGAGAAACAGACGGCCGCCGCUCGCGGGCGCUCCCCGUCGAAUGCCAUCGACAUCGACGUCGACGACGACGAGACGGGCGCCGCUCGCGAGCGCUGCUCGUCGAACGCCGUCGAACUCGACGACGACGAAGACGACGCGGCGGCGCCCCGCGCGCCUCCCGCCGCGCGGGCCCGAAGCUUCGCGGAGUCGCACCGCGUCUACGCCAACGCGCUGGAGCGGAGUUCGCGUCCGGCGUCGGCCGCCGACCUCGCGCCGCGGGAGCUCUUCGCGGGCGUGACGAGCGCGCUCGUCACGACGUUCGGCACGAACGCGGCCCGGCAGACGAAGAAGUUCCUGCGCGCGCACGCGCCCCGGGACGCGCGGGUCGUCGUCGUCGUCGACGGCGAGGCGCUCCGCGGCGACGUCGGCGCGCGCGACGCCGUCGUCGCGGCGCCGGAGGCGGACUACGCGAAGGCGACGGCCCACGCCAAGUUGAUGGUCGCGACGCUCGCCGGCGGCGGCCUCCGCGUCAGCGUCGGCACGGCGAACUUCCACGACGGCGACUGGGGGAAGACGGGGCAGCUCGCGUGGGUCCGCGACUUCCCGCCGGCGCGGCGGGCCGCGGCGCCGUCGGCGUUCGCCGAGACCCUCGCGGCCUACGUGAGGAUCCUCCUGUCCAAGGACCCGGCCGCGGGCGACGCCUGGGCCGCGCGGCUCCUCGGCGAGUUCGACGUCGACCCCGGCGACGACGCGCACCUCGUGCCCGUCGUGCCCUCGGAGUUCGCGCGCGCCGUCGCCGAGGCGACGCGGGGCGUCGACGCCCUGUCCCCGGGCGAGGCCAUCGGCGCGAAGCGGCUCAAGGCCGUCGUCGCGGCGCGCAUGGCCGGCGCGUUCGACGCGGCGGACCCGACGCACUGCUACUCGUCGUUCCACGGCGCGAGCCCGGCGACGGAGGCGCUCCGGCUCAAGGCCGACGACUGCGACGUCGCGCUCGUGCACUGGCCGCGCCGCGGCGACGCCCCGCGGCUCGGGGGCGCCUACGCGGCGACGCGCGGCGGCCUCGUCGGCGUCGCCGAGAAGCGCGGCGCCGCGCUCGUCCGCUUCGUCGCGGCGCGGCCGGACGGGGCGCCGGGCCACGAGCCGUCGCACGCGAAGCUCGUCGCGCGCGCGGGCCGCGGCGGCCGCGGCUUCGUCUACGUCGGCAGCGCGAACCUCUCGGCUCCGGGGUGGCGCCGCGGCGGCUUCCAGCUCGGCGUCGUCCUCACGAACGUCCAGCUCGGGAGCCUGCCGCUCCCCUUCGCCGUCCUCGGCGCGGACGGCGAGCCGCGCGGGGCGGGCGCCUUCGAGGCCCUGAGCCCCGACGACGCCUGGCUCCCGAGGCGGGAGCGCGGCGGCCCGGGCGGACGCCGCGGCGAGGCCGCGCGAGAGCGCACCGUCCAGGUGAGUCGACCCAGAGACCAGAAUGACUCGGCCGCGCUCGACCUCGAGGGGGUGGGGGAGAUGGACUGGAAGCAGGUCAAGGACCUCUGCCACGGCCACGACGCGAGCGUCCGCCUCGGCCGCGUCCCGCAGCCCGUCGGCAGCCGCUGCCGCGUGCCCUUCGACGCGCGCGAGCACGCCGUCGCCGCGCGCGACCGCAUCAACGGCGACGCGUCGGGCGUGCGCGCGACGCUCGUCUAGGCCCCUAGCGGCGCGGAUGAUACGUCUCUC
This is a messenger RNA of Aureococcus anophagefferens, 1883 nucleotides long. Its product is annotated as expressed protein. The transcript has a single exon. The record is from RefSeq and is a predicted model, not a curated record. Lineage: Eukaryota; Pelagophyceae; Pelagomonadales; Pelagomonadaceae. Bases 90 to 1853 code for a protein of 587 amino acids. Gene Ontology annotation, cellular component: nucleus. Gene Ontology annotation, molecular function: single-stranded DNA binding; double-stranded DNA binding; 3'-tyrosyl-DNA phosphodiesterase activity. Gene Ontology annotation, biological process: single strand break repair; double-strand break repair.